Messenger RNA from Triticum dicoccoides, 7072 nucleotides. RefSeq names its product putative receptor protein kinase ZmPK1. The record is from RefSeq and is a predicted model, not a curated record. Gene Ontology annotation, molecular function: ATP binding; protein serine/threonine kinase activity. The coding region runs from base 3905 to 6295 and encodes 796 amino acids. Lineage: Eukaryota; Viridiplantae; Streptophyta; Magnoliopsida; Poales; Poaceae. The transcript has a single exon. Gene Ontology annotation, biological process: protein phosphorylation; recognition of pollen.
UUCUUUGUAUCCCUCUGAACUUGAUUAGAUAAAAUAAAUCAUCUAAAGAAAUUAGUAUCCGGCGCUUAUAAGCUCCAAAAAUAGGAAUUUACCUUAGAUAGGCUAUAGGUGUCGAUGUCGAUGACAAAAAACUGAAAUAGAGUAGUACUUACUCAUCCUAAUCAUCGAGUUUUGUGUGGCCCACGCAUGACUUAGACUCUCUGAAAGCAAGCAAGUGCGUACCAACUAGGCAGAAAAUAAACCACGGAACCAACACGGAAGCAAGUGACCAAUAACCAACUGAAAUCAGUGUGAAAAAAACUGCGCACAUCCUAAUCAAAGUCUAGAACCGCGGAGUAGCACCACAUAUUGAUACUGGGUGCUAUCCCCCGGCUUUACACUAGGACUAAAUGCAGUCCACGGCGAACAGAGAACAAAAAUACUUGUAGGUCACCAGAUCAACGUUCACACGAAUUUGCGCCAGCGGUCAUAAAAUAAUCAAGCCCGUAACAGAAGAUUGUACCAAAGCCUCCUCUUCUCCGUCUCCGGUGACAAUCUAUCUCUGCCUCGACGUCGACCUGCCCUCAAGCUCCGGUGUUCAUACUGCAGAUUAUUUUGCAAUCUCGCAAAGUGCAGAUAACACCAGUUAUUGCAGGUUCUUUUUCAGGAGUAUAUAAUUUCUAAGCUACUAGUAACUUUGAAAAAUAUGCCUUUUUGACGGGACAUUACUCUCCAGGUACUCACAGUUUUGACAAAAAUGCAUAGAGUGGGUUCACUGUUUCAGUUGCCUGGUUGCUCCCCUGUUUCUUCUUUUUCUCCAGACCAAAAGAGAGAGAGAGAAAGAAACAAGGAAAGAUGCUGAUUAUUGCUUUGCUAAAAUGCCCACUAGGGUAAAGAUGGUGACACAUCGAUAUGGAAAUUAAAGGGCAAUGAUGACCGAGUACUUCAGAAAAUAUCAAGCCAGUACGUACUAGCUACUAGGACAAGUCAUGCAUAGAGAUACUGUCAAUCAGGCCGACAAUACGGAGAUAAUAAAUACUGAAACAACCGUCACCUAACGGACUUUAUCAAGCAAUUUUCAUGGUAAGAAUAGUUCAGCACAAACAACAUGUGUGUGGCGUUUAGUUUUCUCAAGGGAAAUUCAGAAGCACAAUAGUUUGCUAUAUGGUUAAAUAACUAAAACAGGAUAGAAAAUGGUCUUGUGUGAAGAAGAUUACGAACGCUAGAGAGAGAUAUACAAAUCGUGCAAUCUAAAGCUGCAGCACAUAUGCAUCUUGAUUUUACCUGGAAUGAAGACGAAAAACUUGUGUGAACCAGAUAAGACCCGUGGAAAAACAGAACUCAUUGGAGGUCCCAUGUGUAGAUUUCUCUUAUUUGACGGAAGACAUUGCUAUAUUAGUAGUGACCACUGUCUAAUUAGUUAGCAUUGACUCAUCAAUUAGCACUUUAAUACUAAUUUUGGAUUAUGCAAUGUGGAUCCAUUCAAUUUACACAUAAUCCAAAAUAGCCUCCUUCUAUGUAUUAUUUGUAAAUAGUAACUGGAACAAAACAUAGGGUCGCCCUCUUCACGCCCAAUGUUCCAUCAGUUGACAUCAUGCCAACCAACCCAAUACCUUAAUUAUAGCAAAACAUUGUGUACACUCUGGACCCGCAUGACAACUUUGACUUCUCAGUCUAGUUUUCAAUAGUUCAAGUCAGCAUCUAAGCUAAUAGCUCUAUGUGCUAAUACACAUCGCUAAUUAAAAAGCAAAGCAUUUCGCAAAAAAAAAAUGCAAAGCAUUUGGAACUUAAAGCUGCCUUACCACUAUCUGAUCUCACGCACAUAAAUACCCAAAGAAGAGCUCCCUGUAGAGAAAAAUGGCUGCACUGCUCAUUCUGGCUCUUCUUUCAUCUCUCUCCUUCCACCUUUGCUCUGGUGAGUCGCCAUGUGUGGCUCUUGGCUUUGAUCCUUUAGAACACCAUUCUUUGUAUCCAUGUGAACUUGAUUACAUAAAAUAAAUCAUCUAAAGAAAUUAGUAUCCAGCGCUUAAGCUCCAAAAAUAGGAAUUUACCCCAGAUCAGCUAUAGGUGUCGAUGUCGAUGAUAAAAUUUCUGAAAUAGGGUACUCACUCAUUCCAAACACUUUGAGUCUUGUGUGGCCCACGGAACGCAUUACUUGGACUAUUUCUGAAAGCAAGCAAGUGCACACCAACGACACAGAAAAAUAAACCACGGAAGCAAGUGACCAAUAACUAACUGACAGCAGUGUGAAAAAAAUGCGCACAUCCUAAUCAAAAUCUAAAAACGCAGGGUGCGUCCCUUUCUCAGAGUAGCAGCGUAUGUUGAUACUGGGUACUGCCCCGGCUUUACACGAUGACUAAACACCGAACAGAGAACAAAAAUGUAGACAAAUACACCAAAGACACGCCAAUACUUGUAGGUCAGGUCACUAGGUCAACGUUCACAUGAAUGUGCACUGGCGGUCAUAAAUAAAUCAAGCCUGUAACGAUCCAGGAGACACCCAGAAGAUUGUACCAAAACCUCCUCUUCUCUGACUCCGGUGACAAUCUGGCUCGACGUCGACCUGCCCUCAAGCUCCGGUGUUUAUACUGCAGAUUGUUUUGCAAUCCCACGAAGUGCAGAUAACACCACUUAUUGCAGGUUCUUUUUCAGGAGUAUAUGUUUUCUGAGCUACUACUCCCUCUGAUCCAAAAUAAGUGCCGUGGUUUUAGUUUGGAGUAGUAACUUUGACAAAUAUGCAUUUUGACAGGAAGGCACUCUUCAUUUAACAGUUUUCACAAAAAUGCAUAGAAUGGGUUCACUAUUUCAGUUGCCUGGUUGUUCCCCUGUUCCCUUUUUUUUCCACGGCAAAAAAAGAAAAAGAAAAAAAAGAAAACAGGGAGAGAUGCUGAUUCUUGUUCUGCUAAGAUGCCCACUAGGGUAAAGAUGGUGACACAUUGAUGUGGAAAUUAAAGGACGAUGAUGACUGAGUACUUCAGAAAAGAUCAAGCUAGUACUACGGAGUACAAGUCAUGCGUAGAGAUACUGUAAAUAACUACUAGUAUCUCUGGCAUUCUAUCCAGCUGCCUAAUGAAAACCAUGAAUCAGGCCGACAAUACGAAGAUAACAAAUACUGAAACAACUGCCACCUAACGGACUUUAUCAAACAAUGGUAAUAAGUAAGAAUAGUUCAACACAAACAACAUGUGUGUGGCGUUUAGUUUUCUCAAGGGAAACUGAAAAGCACAAAAGUUUGCUAUAUUAUGGUUAAAUAACUAAAACAGGGUACAGAAUUGGUCUUGUGUGAAGAAGAUUAUGAACGCCAGAGUUAGAUACAAAUCGUGCAAAAUCUAAAGCUCCAGCACAUAUGCAUCUUGGUUUUACUUGGAAUAGAGAUGAAAAACUUUUUUUUUGGAACUUAUGAAGACAAAAAACUUGUGUGAACCAGAUAAGGUCGUUGAAGAAAAAAAAGAACCUCAUUGGAGGUCCCAUGAGUAGGUAGGUUUUUGAUUUGACGAAAGACAUUGCUAUAUUAGUAGUGACCACUGUCUACUUAGUCAGCAUUGUCUCACAUUCAAUUAUUAGUUUAAUAGUACUAAUUUUGGAUUAUGCAAGUGUGGGUCCAUUAGCCUCUUUGUAUGUCUUAUUUGUAAAUAGUAACUGCCAGUAUCCUUCACGCACAAUGUUCCAUUAGUUGACAUCAUGCCAACCAACCCAAUACCUUAACUAUAGCAAAACAAUGUGUACACUCUGGACCAGCAUGACAAGUUUGUCUUCCCAGUCUAGUUUUCAAUAGUUCAAGUCAGGAUCUAAGAUAAUAGGUCUAUGUGCUAAUGCACAUCGUUAUCUAGUUAAAAAGAAAAGCAUUUGGAACUUAAAGCUGCCUUACCACUCUCUAAUCUCUGCACAUCCAUACCCAAGGCAGAGCUCCCCGGAGAGGAGAAAAAUGGCUGCACUGCUCUUUCUAGCCCUUCUUUCAUCUCUCUCCUUCCACCUUUGCUCUUGUGCUUCUGCUUCCCCAUGGCAUACCAUGACCACCGGCUCAUAUAUGAGACCAGAAGACCAUGACAGAAUCUUUCUCCUCUCACCAGACACCACCUUCUCCUGCGGCUUCCAUCCAGUUGGGACAAAUGCUUUCACCUUCUCGAUCUGGUACACCACCGUGAAAACGGUUGUCUGGACGGCGAAUCCCUAUUCCGCGGCGAAUGGCUACUAUUCCCCGGUGAACCUUCACGGCUCCAGAAUAUCGCUGAACCAGGAUGGCAACCUGGUCCUGGCAGAUACCAAUGGCUCCAUGGUAUGGGAAAGCAAGACGUCUUCAGGCAAGCACACAAUUGUUUCCCUCCUCGACACUGGCAACCUUGUAAUCAAUGAUUCUAGCAAUAAAAUCGUAUGGCAGAGCUUUGAUUCACCAACAGACACCUUGCUCCCUUGGCAGAAACUCAAGAAAGACAUAAGGUUAGUCUCUGGUUACCAUCACCUCUAUUUUGACAACGACAAUGUCUUGCGCCUGUUGUAUGAUGGCCCAGAUAUUACAAGCAUCUACUGGCCAAGUCCAGAUUAUGAUGCACAAAAAAAUGGACGCAAUAGAUAUAACAGCACCAGGGUCGCAUUUCUGGACGACAAGGGUAAUUUUGUGUCAAGUGAUGGGUUUAAAAUAGUGGCUUCAGAUUCAGGCCCUGGGAUCAAGAGGAGGAUUACAAUUGAUCAUGAUGGCAAUUUUAGAAUGUACAGCUUGGACGCGUCAGCAAGGAAAUGGGUGGUUACAGGGCAGGCUGUAAUACAGAUGUGCUAUGUGCACGGAUUAUGCGGCAAGAAUGGGCUUUGUGACUACUCAGAAGGCCUUAAAUGUAGAUGCCCUCCAGAAUAUGUGAUGGUUGAUCCAACAGACUGGAACAAGGGAUGCAAACCGACAUUCACAAUUGGUAGUAAUCAACCACAUGAGAACUUUACAUUUGUUAAGCAACCUCAUGCAGACUUCUAUGGCUUUGAUCUGGGCUCUAAUCAAUCCAUCUCAUUUGAAGCAUGUUGGGACAUUUGCCUCAACAGCAGCUCAUGUAUAUCUUUCACAUACAAGGGUGGGGAUGGUUGGUGUUAUACUAAAAACAUACUCUACAACGGUCAGGUGUACCCGUACUUCCCAGGAGACAACUACAUGAAAGUACCAAAGAGUUUCAAUGGUUCAGCAUCCUCAAUCUCCAAACAAGAAAGCCUAACCUGCAGACCCAGUGGUUCAGAGAUUAUGAUAGGAUCAGCAAACAUGUAUGGAAUAAAGAAGGACAACAUAAAGUGGAUAUACUUGUAUGUCUUUGGUGCAAUACUGGGAUUUCUAGAGUUGCUUGUUAUUGUGACAGGAUGGUGUCUUUUUUUCAGAAAGAGUAACAUGCCCAAAUCAAUGGAGGAUGGAUACAAGAUGAUAACAAACCAGUUCAGGCGGUUUACAUACAGAGAAUUGAGGGAAGCAACUGGAAAGUUCAAAGAAGAGAUUGGGAGAGGGGGUGCUGGAAUUGUUUACAGAGGAGUACUUGAAGAUAAGAAAAUAGUUGCAGUAAAGAAACUUACAAAUGUCCAACAGGGAGAAGAGGAAUUCUGGGCAGAAGUGACUCUAAUUGGAAGGAUUAAUCACAUAAAUUUGGUCAGGAUGAUGGGAUUCUGCUCAGAAGGGAAAAACAGAUUAUUAGUAUACGAGUAUGUGGAGAAUGAGUCACUGGACAAGUACCUCUUUGGUGAGAGAAGUACUGAAAGUCUGAUCGGUUGGAACCAAAGGUACAAGAUUGCCGUGGGUGCAGCAAGGGGUCUUGCUUAUCUACAUCAUGAAUGCCUCGAGUGGAUCGUCCAUUGUGACGUGAAGCCAGAAAACAUACUCCUAACUCGAGAUUUCGAUGCCAAAAUAGCAGACUUCGGACUAGCCAAGCUUGCGAAGCGAGACAGCGCUAGCUUCAAUUUCACCCAUAUGAGGGGCACAAUGGGCUACAUGGCACCAGAAUGGGCAUUGAAUACGCCGAUCAAUGCGAAGGUCGAUGUUUACAGCUACGGAGUUGUGCUUCUGGAGAUUGUGACUGGAGCUAGGGUUUCAAGUGGCAUAAUGGUCGACGGAAGACAAGUGGAGUUUCCAGACUUCAUCCAGGAGGCCAAACAGAUUCUGGCUACCGAGAGGAUCACUGAUCUAGUGGAUGCCAGAUUGAAGGGGAAUUUCGAUCUAGAGCAGGCAACUGCAAUAGUGAGAAUAGCUGUUGCAUGCCUUGGAGGUAGAUGCGAGAGGCCGACGAUGGACGAGAUUCUGAAGGCUCUCAUGUCAUAUGAUGAUGAAGACGACCAUCCUGCCUAUUCGUAUUGACAUGCAAUGCAAACUGAUGUAAAUAUUUGAGCUAUGCACACUGUUUGUUAGCUCUGUUGACGUUAUAAGCUAAUAGGCAUAAGUAGAUAAGAUGCAAAAGGUGAAUUGUUGUGUGCAUUUAUAAGCUAAGAGGCAUAAGUAGAUAAGAUGCAAAAGGCGAAUUGUUGUGUGCAUUUGCAGGAACCUAUUACAGAAAUGUGGCAGGUUUAUUUUAACGUCGUAAGGUGAGUAGUUUAUAUUUCACAAACACCAUUUUCAUGUUUCCAGUCUCGCCACUUUCAUCUCUUUAGUCUCCCCAGUUUAACUGCAUGAACUUUUUGUUACCACUAUGGUGAUAUCUUCCCCAUCGUCACCUGGUCAACUAGUCAAGGGCACCAAUGCUACUGCCAGGCACUAACAUGAGAAUCGACCCAUUUCUGCAAACAGACACGAAACUAUAAUAAGUUUGCUCAAGAUAGGCUAAAAGCAUUAAGAUAUGCACAGGCUUGGACCCUAACUAGGAACGAGUACAGCAGUUAAGCAUCCAGUACAUGGUUGGCGUUGGAAUGUUACAUAUACUUGGCAACACUACCUGCGAAAAUGGACGGAAUGCUCUGUUCGGUAAAAGGAUCGAUCGAGCUCUCGAAGCGCUAGGAUGUGGUCGGCCUUUCGCCCAAGCCGAAUCAGGCGGAGGGAAAUGGCCAAUGAGGGCGCCGGAUCCGCUGCAGCCGCCGGGAACCGCGGAGGGGAGGGCGCCGAGGAGCGGCGGCGCGCGCUGCGGCAAGGGGCUCCAACCUG